Oncorhynchus tshawytscha (Chinook salmon) is the source of this 1401-nucleotide messenger RNA. RefSeq lists its product as uncharacterized. The transcript is spliced from 6 exons. The record is from RefSeq and is a predicted model, not a curated record. NCBI's taxonomy places the organism in Eukaryota, Metazoa, Chordata, Actinopteri, Salmoniformes, Salmonidae. Bases 274 to 1059 code for a protein of 261 amino acids.
ACUACUGAAAUCGUAGUGCGCUUUUAAAAGACAACAGAGACAGACCACUUGUAUUGUCAAGUUCGGAGGAUAUGCACGCACACCUAUGGAGGACCUUUGAUUGAUAACCACGUCGACCUUAGCGUAUCCUUUAUCAUUCUCCGUGUUUGUAUUUGCAAGGGAGAACAAGAAGAAAUGUAUUUAUAACUAAUCUAUUACAUUUGGAGAACGUCUUGGAAGUAGCUAGUGCAUAAUUUAGAAUACCCGUUCUAGUUGGGAGAAGUGACUGCAAAGAUGCGACUUCCACUUACAUUCAUUCUGAUUUGCGAGCUUUGUUGGGGUCUUAAAAGGGACAUGGUCAUUCAGUUCCAGCGGUCGGGAGUGGUCGGUGAGGUCGAGCAGGUAUUGAUCAACGGAGCCGCUCUCUCCAGCUGCGAGAAAGACGUCAACGGCAUUCUCCGUGCUGUAUUGUUGGGCAACUACAGCGAGUCUUUUCAACAGGCGUUUGAGAUAGAAGAAAAUGUCAACAACACCAUGACAAAAAACCAUACUUACCAGUACCUGCGUGUGCAUGAAAGCAAACUGGACGGAUUUCGAGUAGUGCAUUUGACUGACCGGCUCCUGGUUGACGGGAAUGACUUCCUGACUCUGGACCGAAACACAGACACCUGGACAGCUGAGGUACCACAGGCCCUAGCGCUCAAACACCUUUGGGACCAGGACACUGAGCGCACAAGGCUGGAAAGGAUUCAACUCCAUGAGAGCUGUGCCAAACGGAUGAAGGAGCUCACACAUUCUGAGCCCAUCACCACUGGAGUCCCUUGUUUAACUAGUUAUGAAGCAGGUGAAUCAGGGGAAUUCCUGUUGUGUUUUCAAGGAGGGAUGUCCAUGCUGGCUGCCCUUGCUUCUUUGCUAGCAGGCCUGGCCUUUGUUGCCAUGGUUACCACAAGCUUCCUCAUCUUUAAACAACAAGAUCCCAACAUUUCAGGACACCCUGGAGGUGUCCUUGGCUCCAUCGUCCACUAUCCUCAGAACGUCACAGAAACACCUUGUCCAGGAAAAGGCUAUCAGGUUCUCUAAAACCCAAAGCUCCUUUCCCAAUAUACUUCUGAUGUCAACUGGUCACUACACAGCAGUGUGGUCACACCCUUUCACCUGUCUUUGUGCUUGUCUCCUGGUCUGUUGCCAGUUUGUCUUGUCAAGCCUACGAGCGUGGUUUUCCUAGUCUCUUUUUUCUAGCCCUCCCGGUUCCGACCUGUUCUGCCUGCCCUGCCACUGAGCCCGCCUGCCUGACCAUUCAGCUUUACCUGACCUCGAGCCCGCCUACCCCCCUGUACCUUUCGGACUCUGACUUGGUUAAUGCACUUCCUCGACCUGCCUAUUGCCUGCACAUUGUAUUUUAAUAAAUAUCAGAGGCUCGAA